AUGUAUGCCGACUUGGAAGAGGCCCGUACUCGACGUGGCGCGCGUCGCCCAUCGCGAAGCUCUGAUCUGGAGAUCGAAAAGAGCGCAAGAUCCAGCUACGACGACAAAGGGCCACGAUCAAGGGAAAAGGAGUUGGCAGAGCAGCUCCGCAAGCGAGCUCAGGCCUCGCGUUCUAUAGGUACAACUGGCGAUACUUCUCGAGGCCGAAAGCGCUCUUCAUCCGUGUCGAGUCGUUCUUCGUGCGCCUCUUCACCAGCUCGUUCCGACGCUCGUAGUCGCAGUCGCAGCAGGGACAGCGCACGUAGCAGGAGAAGUCAUCUCUCAAGGAAAAGCUCCUCACGAGCCGACGAAGAAGCGGAGGAGCGUAGAAAAAGACGCAGAGGACAAGACUUGCAUCUUCGAGACCGGGACCGAGACCGCCGAGACGACGAUGAUGACGAGCGUGCCCGUGAACGUCGUCGUCGCCGUACCGACAGACGCGAAGACUCUGCAGCUGUCGAUGACCGCCGGCCUAGUCCUGCCCCUUCAACCAGCCGCAGCCACCGAGACCGGUACGAUUCUUACUACGAUGACCGAGGCUAUGACCGCGCAGCCGAUCGUAGUCAACAACGACGCCGCAGACGCUACGACGAUGACGCUCGUCGCGCUGCACCAAGGCGCCGCAGUCGUUACGACAGUCCAGCGGGUUCAAUUCGAUCUCGUCGCAGCCCUAGCCCCGAGAUUGACGAUUAUGAAGAGCGCUCCGUCUUUUGUAGUCAGCUGUCAGCCAGGCUGGGUCAGCGCGAUCUCGGUGAGUUCUUCGAGGAUCACCUCGGCGAGGGCGCGGUUCAGGAUGUGCGCAUUGUCAUGGACCGCGUCACGCACCGCAGUAAGGGUGUCGGUUACGUCGAGUUUGCUGCGCGCGAGCUGGUGCCAAAAGCGAUUGAGCUUACGGGCAAGAUUGUCUUUGGCAUCCCCAUCGUCGUUCAGCGCACCGAUGCCGCUCGCAGCAAUGGUGGCGCCCCCCGGGGCCCCGGUGAUGUCUCCAAUCAUCCUGGUAUGGCACCCCAUCCAGCUGUCGCAGCCACCCAGCUGGAUGCUCGCGUUUUGGCGAAUGCCCCUCUGCCCAUGCAGUACCAUAUGGCCGGGGCUCCUAUUCAUCUUGAGGCUGCGCUCCGUCCGCCUCGCGCCCUUCGUCCGGGGCCCAACAUGCCCAACACCGAGGCGCGACUCUACGUUGGCAGCUUGCACUUCAGUCUCACGGAUGAGGCCGUCAAAACCGUCUUUGAGCCGUUCGGCGAGAUCGAAUACGUGGAUCUGCACCGUGAGCCGGAAACCGGCAAGAGCAAAGGCUUCUGCUUUAUCCAGUUCAAGAAGGCUGAAGACGCUAAGAAGGCGCUUGAGCAGAUGAAUGGUUUUGUGUUAGCGGACAGGGCCAUCAGGGUCGGCAACGUCAACGCCAAAGGAUCCGGUGGCGGGUCUUCGCACACAAAUGGAUCGGCGCAGGACUUUCAAGGUGGCGGUCACCUCCCGCAGCUCACCUCGUCGUUUGACGACGGCGGAGGCGCCGGUCUCAACCCGGAGCGACGCGCCGCCUUGAUGGAGAAACUGGCGCGUCACAACGAGCCAUCGCCGGCGGCUUCUGAGGCUACGACGACCGUGCAAGAGCGACCGGCUGGCAUCCCCGAGUCGACUUCGACUUCACUUCUUCUCAAGAACAUGUUCGAUCCAGCAGAGGAGACGGAACCAAAUUGGGACACGGACCUUGCCGAGGACGUCAAAGAAGAGUGUCAGGCCAAGUAUGGACCCGUAACGAGCAUCCAUGUCGAGAAAGACUCUGCAGGCGAAAUUUACGUCACCUUUGCUAACCUUGACGCUUCCAGGAAAGCUCUCGACGGCCUCAACGGACGAUUCUUUGGCGGUAAGCCAAUCAGCGCGCAGUACAUUCCCGACGCUUUCGUUCAGGCAAAGUUGGGCUGA
Messenger RNA from Mycosarcoma maydis (corn smut), 1959 nucleotides. RefSeq lists its product as uncharacterized. Lineage: Eukaryota; Fungi; Basidiomycota; Ustilaginomycetes; Ustilaginales. Gene Ontology annotation, biological process: mRNA processing. Gene Ontology annotation, cellular component: nucleus. Gene Ontology annotation, molecular function: RNA binding. The transcript is spliced from 2 exons. Bases 1 to 1959 code for a protein of 652 amino acids. The record is from RefSeq and is a predicted model, not a curated record.